AUGUCGAAGUAUUAUGCAACGAUUACUGGUCCCGAUGGGAAGGAAAUGAAGGUGAUGGUCAUUCCUGUGCGGCAAGAUGAAGCUCCGAAUCCUCCUGAACACGCUGAAGGAAAUCGACCUGUCGCCGUUGUCAAUCCUUCUAACUCCGCAUCUGGUUCCUCAAAUCAGGAAGAAGUAGCUCAACCCUCUUCAUCCCUGAAAAGCCAGCCCAGCCCGCCGAGAGAAUCGCCCGCCCCGCCCGCCGCUGUUGCAAAUCCUACGCCACAAAAGAAUGUCAAGCAGCGCAGAAAGCAACAAAGGCUCAAUGGAAUCCUCGAAAAGCUGGCUCAGAAGAAAGGCGGCAGCGAUCAAUCUCCAUCGUCGAGCUCAUCUCCUUCCACGUCUUCACCAGAACCGAUAGUGGAGAAUGCGAUUCCCAAGACAGAACCGGUCAAAUCUCCGGCUGCUCAGCCAAAGAAAAAUGGCGACCUGCAAAUAAAUAAGAACUUUGGAAUCAAACUUGGGGAUAAAGGAAGUGGCCAAAUCAAGAUCCUUGGCAAAAUCACGGAAGUCCCAGUGCAAGGACCUUCAACCUUGAAGUCAGAAUCUGACGAUGAUCAACCCCCAGCGCUCGAAAAAGCCUCGCCACCACGAUCGCCCAGCCCGCCACAGUUGGAUUACCUUUCAGAUCGCUCACGGUCACCCUCGCCGGGGGCAACUAAGCCGGAAAAGCUUCGGCAAAGUGCUCUCAAGAAGACGGCGCCAGUUUCAAGCCAGCCCGAGUCUCAAGGGAAAUCCCCUGCGCAGAAGAAUGGCAAGCCAGGAUUACUGGGAAGAGGAAUCCCAAUCGGAAACCUUGGAAACGUCGUCGCAUCGGUUUCAGUUCCGAACAGACGGCUUUCAAAUGGGAAUCAACCCAAAACAACUCCAACGCGUCAAGUUUCUGCAACUCCUCCGAAACGCGGACCACGCCCAGCUCCGAUCCAAGUCCAAACUACUCCUAAAACUCCAAGUCCAGUCAAAACUCCUCAACCUUCUUCAACCGCUGUUCCUUCUAGUUCACCAUUGACGACUCCAACCACGAGCCAGUCAAGCUUCAAGCCCAUUAACAUGGCCGGACGUACAAUCAUCGCUCCUAACAUGGUCAAAUCGCUCGUUUCGCCAAAACUUGCGUCGAAUGGAAAACAACCAAUUCCAUCGCCGACCAACUUCAAGCCCAAAUCUCCUGAUGUUCCUAACAAUCGACCAACGCAGCGAACAGCGUCAAGUGGUAACAAUAUUCAACGAGCAGCUUCCUCCUCGAAGCCUAAUCCGGCCUCGGUGAGACCAUCCUCGCGACCGAAUAUCCGACCACCGCCACCACCACCGGUCGCUGCUACGAGAGGUCCUGCUCCUCCACCACCAACUCUGCCAACUUUUCAGCCUCGAGCAGCUACUCCUGUCAGUUCUUUUGUGGCAUCACAGACAGUAAACGUUAACACUCAACAACGUUCUCUGGCAACAAUGCCUCAUCGAAUCAUCAGUCGACCGGUUGGGCGUCCUCCUCUGAACUCGUACCCAGUAAGAGCACAAACCAAACCGAGACAACAACAGCAUUCUCAGCCAGCCUUGGAUCCAAACUUGGUGGAUAUCGUCAAGGUUCGUCCAGCUAAGAAAUCCGGCCAUCACAAGUACCCGCCACCGACUCUUGUUGAAGGAGGAAUUUCAAAAUUCGGCGCGAAUAUCAAAACGAUCAAAAUGGCUGACGGCUCCACCUGCGGAAUAAAAGUUCAGAGUCAGAGCCUUUACCAAAAGGUCAAUAUCACGAACUCAAAGCUUCGAGAAAUCAAGCGAGGGCUUGCUGAUAAUCUCAAUACAGAACAUCUGACACAGUUGGAGAAAAAGAAAAAAGUUUCACAGCAAUUUGCGGAAAAAGCAAUGAAGCAGGCGAAUAAUCAAUCGAACAAUCUCGUCCCAGUAACGGUAGACAGGCGAAAAUCAUCCCCGCCGCAUUCUAGCAAGGGAAUCUCAAGUGGAGCACCGACCUUGGCGCCCAAGGCGACAACUCCUAUCAAGGGAAACCUGCUCUCCCGGUUUCCAACCGUCGGUACGGCGAAAUUGAAGACAUCCGGCACUACGCCUCAGAAGCACGGCAACCGAAAACACAAGGCCGAGACCAAAACGGAGAAGGUCGAGGAUGGCUGCCGCCGCUGCUGCCCUGCGCCCAAAUCCGCUCCAUCUAAGCCGAUUGUGGAUCUGCCUCCGAGCGGCCAGAAUCUUGUAUUGUCGCCGGAAAAUCAAAUGCUGGUCCGCAAAUAUCUCGACAAGCAUCCCGGGCAAAAGAUGGACUUUGCUCUCUGUCCUGUUCAGAAAAAUAUGGUGAUCGAUCCGUCCUUCCCUCUGGUCAAAGUCGGCGAUAAUCAGUUCCAGCUGAUCCCGAAGGAGAUCAUGGAGAAACAGCAAAAGGCACAGCGUCAAAUCAUUCCGAAAAACAGAACCCUUGCUCCGCUUCAGCCAAAACCCGACCAAAGCGACUCGAAUGGCUCUCAAAAUGGUUCAGAAGAAGAAGGAUCCGCGGAAUCGAAUGUUUCUAGUGAUGAUAAGAGGAUUGAGAAGAAGAACUUGUUCGUAUGGAAAGAAGCGGAGAUCACGAAUGAAGAGGGACAUAUGUAG
Messenger RNA from Oikopleura dioica, 2631 nucleotides. The record is from the annotation of a GenBank genome assembly. Lineage: Eukaryota; Metazoa; Chordata; Appendicularia; Copelata; Oikopleuridae.